CCUCUCUACUACUUCUUCUACGGCACGUUGACCUCCCCCGCGACUCUCCAGCACAUCCUAGAUCUCCCCACUGAGCCGACUCUCCGCAAAGGCAAAGUGAUCGGCUACGCCCUCGCGAAAUGGGGCGACUACCCGGCCUUGAUUGAUGGAACACCAGGCUGA
Molecule: messenger RNA, 162 nt
Organism: Penicilliopsis zonata CBS 506.65
Lineage: Eukaryota; Fungi; Ascomycota; Eurotiomycetes; Eurotiales; Aspergillaceae
Exons: 1
Source: RefSeq, a predicted model, not a curated record